Molecule: messenger RNA, 5295 nt
Organism: Oryctolagus cuniculus (rabbit)
Lineage: Eukaryota; Metazoa; Chordata; Mammalia; Lagomorpha; Leporidae
Gene: PODXL
Product: podocalyxin like
Biological process (GO): cell migration; positive regulation of cell-cell adhesion mediated by integrin; regulation of microvillus assembly
Cellular component (GO): microvillus membrane; apical plasma membrane
Source: RefSeq, marked provisional
GACGGGACGGGAUCGGAGUCGCCGCUGCAGCCGCCGGCCGAGGUGCAGCCGCGCAGCCGCCGCCCGGGACGCAGCCGCCGCCGCCGCCGCUCCAGCGCUGGCCGCACGCCCUAGCCGGGCUCUGCCGCAGCGGCGGGGAGGAGGAGCCGCGCCAGCGAGACCCGGGAGCCCGGGCGCCGCCAGAGCCGCCGCCGGGCCUGCCGGAGCGGCGCGCACGCUCGCUCCCGCCGCCGCGCACGGACCCUCCGUCUGCCAGCCUCGCUGCACCUGCUCCAGGCCCCCGGAGCGAGGACGCGAUGCGCUCCGCGUUGGCGCUUGCGGCGCUGCUGCUGCUGCUGUCGCCGCCGUCGCUCUCCCAGGAAAACAGUCCCCAGCCCGGCCCAACCCCCAUGGCCACUUCAACAUCUACCAGGCCUGCCCCAGCCUCAGCCCCAGCCCCCAAAAGCUCCGUGGCGGCUUCGGUCCCGGCCGAGCAGAACACUACACCCAUGACGACGAAAGCCCCAGCCACCCAGAGCCCCUCUGCAUCCCCUGGAAGCUCCGUGGAGAACUCAGCCCCGGCCCAGGGCUCGACCACAACACAGCAGAGCCUGAGUGUUACUACUAAGGCUGAAGCUAAGGAUGCAGGUGGCGUCCCCACGGCACACGUCACCGGCUCUGCUCGGCCUGUCACCAGUGGCAGCCAGGUCGCAGCUCAGGACCCAGCUGCAUCCAAAGCUCCGAGCAACCACAGCAUCACCACAAAGCCUCUGGCCACAGAGGCCACGAGCCAGGCCCCCCGUCAGACCACAGAUGUCGGCACCCCGGGACCCACUGCUCCUCCUGUGACCAACUCGACCAGCCCUGACCUGCUGGGCCAUGCCACCCCGAAGCCCUCCGAGGGGCCCCAGCUCAGUUUCCCCACGGCUGCUGGCAGCCUGGGCCCUGUCACUGGCUCUGGCACCGGCUCUGGCACCCUCUCCACACCCCAGGGGAAGCCUGCGACACUGACGCCCGUGGCCAGCUCAGCAGAGACUCAAGGGAUGCCCAGCCCGAUGCCACCCAGCCCAGCCUCCCCCUCCUCCUCCCCCUUUCCCUCCUCUCCCUCCCCCUCCCCCGCACUGCAGCCCUCGGGCCCCUCGGCGGCAGGAACAGAGGACACAACCGGCAGGGGCCCCACAAGCUCCAGCACUGAGUUGGCUUCAACUGCCCUGCACGGCCCCAGCACGCUUUCCCCCACCUCGGCAGUGAGAGACCAGAGGGUAAGCUGCGGGCCUCCGGAGAGACCAACCGAGCAGCUGCUCAUCCUGAACCUCACCAGAAGCAGCCCCUGCAUACAUGUAUUUCAAAGGCAGAGUCAGGGAGAAGGAGAGACAGAGAUCUCCAUGCACUCGACAGACAGCCUUCCGGAAGACAAACUGGUCACCCUGCUGUGCCGAGCGGCCAAGCCCACCUUCAACCCCGCCCAGGACCAGUGCCACGUGCUGCUGGCGCCCAUGCUGGGGAGCCACGCGGUGGUGGUCAAAGAAAUCACCAUCAAGACGAAUCUGCUGCCCACGGCCGUGUUCGAGCUGCUGAAGGACAGAUGGGAUGACCUGAGAGAGGAGGGCGUCAGCGACAUGCAGCUGGGGGACCAGGGGCCCCCGGAGGAGACCGAGGACCGCUUCAGCCUGCCGCUCAUCAUCACCAUCGUCUGCAUGGCCUCCUUCCUGCUGCUUGUCGCGGCCCUCUACGGCUGCUGCCACCAGCGCCUCUCCCAUAGGAAGGACCAGCAACGACUCACGGAGGAGCUGCAGACCGUGGAGAACGGUUACCAUGACAACCCGACCCUAGAAGUGAUGGAGACGUCGGCCGAGAUGCAGGAGAAGAAGGUGGUCAACCUUAACGGGGAGCUGGGGGACAGCUGGAUUGUCCCGCUGGACAACCUGACCAAGGACGACCUGGACGAGGAGGAAGACACGCACCUCUAACGGGUCUGCCGCCGCCCGCCCCCACCACUGCUCACUGACCACCUCAAGUGCCGCUGGACCGGGGAGGACGUCCCCUUCCGGCUCCAGGAGAGGACUGGGGGAGCGCGGCUCCCAGGGCCGCCCCCUCCCAGCGCCCCCAGGGCCUUGCCUCUCCCUUCUCAAGCUGAACACGUCACAGCCCAUGCAGAUCCCUCCUGUAAGAUAACCCACGAGUGCCUGAGCGCAGUGCUGCUGGCAGGGGCCAGGCAGGCUCAGGGCGAAGCAGCGGACCUCCAUUCCCCUACUCACAGGCCCCGCCCUUCUGUCCCAUGCUCCUGUGCACCCAUCUACACCGUGGUGCUCACUUGCGCCCUCUCCUGGGCACAGGGUGAAACUGCAGUUGGUGGGUGGGCUGGAAUGGAGAGCAGGCCCAGACCUGGUUGGAGGUCUCCGUGGGGUCCGAUGACUCGGAAGGACAGGUCCCCAGUUCUCAUCUCUUUUCCCCGCCUCGCCUGCCAGCAGUUCUUCCUUCUCCCCUUUUUUCCACUUGGUCCCAGGGCCCCUGGGGGUUUGCACAGGUCAUUUCCGGACCUUGGACCUCUUGUUCUGCAUUCUGAUUUCCUUACAUUUGCUUAACGGAAUUGGGACUUAGCCCAGACGGGCCUCUCAGUGUGAGCGAGUUCUGCCUACGGGGUCCAGAGGGGAGCCCUGCACCCACACUGGUCGGUCACCCCCGGCUCUCCAGGGAGAGGCUCCCCAAGCUCUCCUUUGGUCUUCCAACCUCCCCCCUCCCAGGGACUAAAAGCUGCAGUAGCAAAGUGUUCCUCUGGUUCAGUUCACUGACCAGGGUGAAUCCCAGAGCCCCAGCAGGGAGGGGCAGGACAGGCCCCGCCCAGACGUGUCUUACCGGACAAUCCCCUGGAACAGCCAGGAAGACAGGCAUGACUCUCCACUGCAUAGAGAACUCAGGGACUUCUCAAGUUGCUGAGGGUUUUGUUCUGUUUGCAUGCACGUUUGUUUUCUAACCCAGCCCUCCACUGCCAAAGGCCAAAGCUCAAAUGACUGGGGACUCAGUUAAUCCAGGCCUGGUUCUCCUGUGGCCUCACAGGAAGGCAGGCCCAGGAUACGCAGUGCACGCUAAGGUGUGUAACUCACCGUGCUGUUUGUCUUCUCCGUAACCCACUGGGGCUACUGGGGGCAUCUCAGGGAAGCACAAAGCCAUGUCCGUUCCCCAACAUGGGAGGCCUGUGUGUGGGCUCAGCAGCCAGCUGGCGGGUAGAAGGCAGAGUGAGGUUUAAGCUGAUCUGAGAAGGGGGAAUCCUGCCUAGAAUCUGGAACUUAUGGCCUUUAUUGUUCUGGGCAUGAGUCACCUGGAACCCAAUAGGAAAAUGGCAGAACUGUUUAGGGGAACGAAAAUCGUCAUUUCAGGGCUAAAAUCCACGCACUUCUCCAGGGUCCUAGAGGCAGAGCCAGGCUGCACUGGUUAGAAUGAAUCAGGCUUUCUGCUUUGGCCCAGGCUGUUUUUAAAAGGGGGUGGGGCUCAGGGAAGAGCCUUCCCUGGCCGCCAGAUUGCUCCCUGAUGCAGGCUGUAGCCAUUUCCUAUCCUAGAGGAAGAGAAAGGUCAGAGUCAAGGGUGGCCGCUCCAGUUUCCCGAGAGUUGGGGGAAUGCUAGGCCCGAGCGUCCCCAAGGAUCCGCCCUGACUCUCUAGCAGCUGGAGGUGUGGGCUGGGCAACUGUGAAACAUUAUGCUGGAGCACGGUCUCGGCUUCUGCACCUGCCCCUGGGGGAGAGGCCGGACUGGAUCAUUUCUCCUGUGCUGGUUCGGGGUCAUGUUCCCCAGCCAGGGCAUUCGACAAAGGCAGCAAGUAUGCCUGGGCUGCAGCUCUGAGAGAUGACUGGCAGGGACUAGAGAGCAGGACGCUGGCCUGGUGAGAAGAAUGGCCGUGCAGUGUCCAUGGAGAGCCUGGGACAGCUUUCCCAGGACUGCCACUGGGGCUCCUGCCUUUCAGGCGUCUUCAGAAUCCGGUAUGGUACCUUGGCUUUCUCCUGCCAGUAGGACCAGGCCACGUUACCAUGCCUCUGUGGAGGUCAUUUUCUUUCCCUGUCUUUUCUGGAUUCUAAAUGCUGUCCGAUCGCUGAGAUUCUGGGGCUGAGACGAGGUGAGAGGAACGCCAGGUGCUCAGCAGGACUGUAUGCAAGUUGUACCAAAGAGAGCUUAGGAACUGUUUCUUUCAGGGACAAGCGGGGGGUCUGCUGGGCAGCCUGGGCGGUGCUGACGGAGGAGGUGCAGAGCAUGGCACGGGCCUGAUCCAGUCCAGGCACCAGGCUGGCCCCUGUCUGGAGGAGAGCUAGCAGAGAGCGUCAACACUUCUUGGGCUUUCUCUUUGACAAUAUACUGGAGAAACUUACAUAUGUUAUUUUUUUUUGGUUAUGUAAAUACAGUGGCCACGUGUUAAUCUAUCUUGCACUGCUUUAAGUGAAUAUACUUUGAAAAAAAAAAAAAACGUGUUAGCUAGGAGAGAUGGCUAAGCUCUUUCUCUGAACACGAAUGUAAAUGUCUAUCCUACUAGAAAUGAAAACUGUGUGUUUUUUUUAAAUGUUACGUAACAAGACAAGUUGGUGACAAAGUAUUUGUCUUGUAGAUCGGGCAUUUUUAUUUUAAAAUGUGACCCUGGCUGGAGUCAGCUCGCAAUGGCUGGACUGUGAUGCUCUAGUGGGAGGUCUAGUCCAAUCUUUUCCCGACUCUGAAGCCCGCAGCGACAUGCUAAACUCCCAGGGUUAUUUAGACAGGAUUGGGAGCUGCAGCCGUAGCCUGCCCAGUACUUUGAGCCCCAGAGUCAGCGGCUCGCGGGCUGCCACUUGUGGGCACCAGACUGACACAGGGGAGGGAAUUACCCCGCAGUCCCCCCGCCCUUACCCGGGAAGGCCAGGGAGGGCACGAAGACAACGGGGACUCCAUCCACAGGCCGCAUGCACUUCCUGUGAGUCAGCGAUGUUGGAGGAGGAGUCUUUCUGCCAACGCUGUUGAAUGAACUUUCUCAGGCGGAACUUCUCCCCGCAGGACCAAGGACCAAAGGGAACAAGACAGGGGGAGCGGAGAUGGCAGAGUAAAACCACAGCAUAGCUUUUGUCACUGUCAUAGCUGACCUCGGGUCUACUGAGAACCCGACACCAAGGGGGAGGGGGCACUGUUACUUGAUGUGGGUCUUAUUGUUAUUAUUGUCAGUAAGUGUUAAACAUUUUGCCCAGGAGACUGGGGAAGCAGAUGUCUUAGUGGACAGGGGUCUGAAGUACACUGGACUUUAUGGAGAAACUUGUUUGUAAAGACUUAUAAUUAUUGCAUUUUCUUACAAAAAAUAUAUUUUGG